Messenger RNA from Aspergillus chevalieri, 180 nucleotides. RefSeq lists its product as uncharacterized. The transcript has a single exon. NCBI's taxonomy places the organism in Eukaryota, Fungi, Ascomycota, Eurotiomycetes, Eurotiales, Aspergillaceae. The coding region runs from base 1 to 180 and encodes 59 amino acids. The record is from RefSeq and is a predicted model, not a curated record.
AUGAUAAUCGAUGCAAAGGUCUUCCGGAUAUUUGAUGUCGAGGAAGUCCCCUUCUAUCGUCGACCCGCCCAAUACCUGACUGCGUCUAUGGCGGCCGCUGGUUUCAAUGACAAGGAAGCCAAAAUCGCUCUGGACAAAUUGCAAAUCUUUCCCGCAAUAUUGGCUCCGCAGAUGCAAUGA